GAACUCAUCGCUCGCUUCCACAAGUCGAGUGUAGCGCUCUCCGAAAACAUCACGCUUAGAAAACUGGGAAGAUCCAUUCGUCUGUCAUACUUUGUGGUGGCGGAAUAUAUAGUGAAAAGUUUUUUCACUCACAGUUUCGUUGUUGAAGGUUCUAGAGCUUCAAGCAAAUUGAUAAUCUUCUAGUUGCGAAGCCAACAUUAACAAAAUGGCAGACACAGAAAUGGGAAUUAACCACGAAGUGGAGAUGCCGCGGUCGGAGAGCAAAUCAUUCUGUCAGAAAUUCACGCAGUUUCUGUUCAACAACCUUCUCCUAAUUCUUAUGAUCCUCUCGCUCAUCCUCGGCUGCGCCGUCGGGUUCGGUGUCAAGCUGGGAUCCGAUCGCGACUUCACCUCGGACGAGAUCAAGUUUAUCAGCUUCCCCGGGACAAUCUUCCUCAACAUGCUGAAGGUUAUGAUCAUUCCACUGGUCGUUACCAGCCUCAUCGCCGGUAUGGCGUCGCUUGACAGGCAAGCCUCGGGCAAGCUGGGUCUCCGAGCUGUCCUCUACUACUUCACGACCACCUUCAUCGCCGUCAUUCUCGGGAUCAUCCUCGUGAUGUCGAUUCGUCCAGGGGCACGCGGAAGAAGCAAGGACGAAAUCGAUACCGCAGGACCGGUUGAGGAGGUCAACACGGCCGAUGCUUUCCUUGAUCUGCUACGAAUGAUGUUUCCUCCAAACAUUAUCGAGGCCACCUUCAGAACCUACAAGACACGGCAGGUCACACAGAUCGUCGAGCCGAUGACGACGAUGCCGAUGAUGAUGAACAGCACGGACAUGAUGGCGACGGACUCGAUGAUGAACUCUACCAUGAUGGGCCCGAUGACAAUCACCGUCUCGCAAGGUGGCUACGAGUUCAAGUCCAACAUCCUCGGCCUGGUCAUUUUCUCCUGCGUCUUCGGGGCCGUUCUGGGCCGCCUGGGUGAGAAGGGGGAAGCCUUCAAGGCCGUCGUCGAGUCCAUCAUGGAGUGCAUCAUGGUCAUGGUCGGCUUCAUCAUCUGGCUAUCCCCUGUGGGUGUGUUCUUCCUGGUCUUGGGGAAGAUCCUCAGCAUGGACGAUUGGGCCCUUGUGUUCGAGCAGAUCGGGAUGUACUCGGCCACCGUCAUCUUAGGCCUCCUCAUCCACGGGUUCAUCAUCCUACCCCUCCUCUACCUCGUCUUCACCCGCUCCAACCCCUUCGUCUUCAUCAAGGGCGUGGCCCCUGCCAUGGUGACGGCUUUCGCCACCGCCUCAAGCUCGGCCACUCUACCGAUAACCAUCAACAGUCUUGAGACUAAUAACAAGAUUGACAAACGAGUAACUCGCUUUGUGCUGCCUAUCGGUGCAACCAUUAACAUGGAUGGUACUGCCCUCUACGAAGCCGUGGCCGCCAUCUUCAUCGCCCAGGUCAAUGACUUCGACCUCGACGCUGUCGACGUCAUCGUCAUCAGCAUCACAGCUACACUGGCUAGUGUUGGAGCAGCAGGCGUGCCACAAGCUGGUCUGGUAACCUUGGUGAUUGUACUCAACGCUGUGGGUCUGCCAGCCGAUGACAUCACUCUCAUCCUCGUCAUUGAUUGGUUCUUGGACCGAGUUCGUACCACCGUGAACGUAGAGGGCGACUCGUUCGGUUGUGGCAUCAUAUACCAUUUCACCAAACAGGACUUCGACCGCAUUGACCAGGAGAAGGCGCUGACCAACGGUUACAAAGACGAGAAGAAGGUCCCCUUCGACCAGAUGGACGGUAACAUCUCUGGGGAUGAUACACGCUUGUAAAGCGACAUCGUUAUCGGUCUCGAAGACGACUUCGUAUCCGGAUUCAGAAUAAGUCACUAUUUUAGUUGAUGAAAACGAAAUCAGAGAUUUUACCCUAAACAAAAGCAAACUUGAUUUAAACUUCUGGCAAUCUACCCCUAACCCCCCCCCCCCUCC
Messenger RNA from Strongylocentrotus purpuratus (purple sea urchin), 1948 nucleotides. Its product is annotated as excitatory amino acid transporter 1. Lineage: Eukaryota; Metazoa; Echinodermata; Echinoidea; Camarodonta; Strongylocentrotidae. The transcript has 8 exons. The record is from RefSeq and is a predicted model, not a curated record. Gene Ontology annotation, cellular component: plasma membrane. Bases 206 to 1792 code for a protein of 528 amino acids. Gene Ontology annotation, biological process: L-glutamate transmembrane transport. Gene Ontology annotation, molecular function: L-glutamate transmembrane transporter activity; glutamate:sodium symporter activity; neutral L-amino acid transmembrane transporter activity.